Messenger RNA from Triticum turgidum subsp. durum (durum wheat), 624 nucleotides. The record is from the annotation of a GenBank genome assembly. Lineage: Eukaryota; Viridiplantae; Streptophyta; Magnoliopsida; Poales; Poaceae.
AUGUUCAGCGGGACGCAGCAGAAGUGCAAGGUGUGCACCAAGACGGUGUACCCCAUGGACCAGCUCUCCACCGACGGCGCCGUCUUCCACCGCGCCUGCUUCAAGUGCCACCACUGCAAGUCCACCCUCUCCGUAUGUCCCCUCCGCAGCUACUCCUCGUUUGAAGGGGUGCCCUACUGCAAGCCCCAUUUCGCGCAGCUGUUCAAGGAGACCGGGAGCUACAACAAGAGCUUCCAGUCACAAUCACCCGCGAAAUCUGCGACGGAGAAGCUGACUCCUGAGCUGACCAGAUCGCCAAGCAAAGCUGCGGGCAUGUUUUCGGGAACACAGGACAAGUGCGCCACUUGUGGUAAAACAGCAUACCCUCUUGAGAAGGUGACUGUUGAAGAGAAGUCCUACCACAAGUCCUGCUUCAAAUGCUCUCAUGGAGGCUGCGCCCUCUCGCCGUCCAACUACGCGGCUUUGGAAGGCAUCCUCUACUGCAAGCACCAUUUCUCCCAGCUUUUCAAGGAGAAGGGGAGCUACAACCAUCUGAUCAAGUGCGCAUCGGUCAAGCGCGCAGCAGAGGCGCAAACAGCACAGGCGGCGGCACAGGCAGCGCCGGCGGCAGCUGAAUCCUCCUGA